AUGAAUAUUAAUCUAAUUAAAAMUGAUUUUUGCAAAUUAUUUGUUGUUAUUUUACUUUCGUGUKUCUAUAACACUGUGCAAAAUACAACAGUUGCUAUAAUUGGCGGACACGAUGCCCGGYCMGGAGAUAAUCCAUACAUGUGCUCCAWGAGAGUUAAUAACGAUACACAUCAAUGUGAGGCAUCAAUAAUUGGGAAACAGUGGGCAGUGACAGCUGCACAUUGUAUUAAAUUUUUUAAAGAUAACGAUAAUUUUACACUACAUUGCGGUACAGUUGAUCGUACUAAAGGUGGUCACAAUUAUAAUGUAGUCAACAAAAUUGCUUAUGAAAAUUGGACACUCGAUGAUCCAAAAAAUGAUAUUGGUUUACUACAAAUUGAUGGCAAAUUUGAUCUGGGCACUAAAGACAUAGACAAWAUAGUACUGCCAGCACAGGGCUACGAUUUACCUACUGGUAUUAAUGCCACAACAAUUGGUUGGGGUUUUACUAUUGCCUAUAACAGAACUGAUGGAAAGUUAGCCGAUAAAUUGCAAACACUGGAUAUGCCUGUUGUGGACCGGGAUGUGUGUUGGCAUGUCAUGAAAGGUUAUCUAAAGGAUAUAGGUUUUAAUUGGACAAUAAGUGAGGCAAAUGUAUGCGCCGGUGGACAUGGAGGUCAUAUUACAUGUGAUCACGAUUCGGGUUCACCAUUAAUAUUUAACAACACAAUUGUAGGCAUAACUUCAUGGGGUUAUAUUGAUUGUGGAAAACCUGGCUAUCCUGCUGUUUUUACUAAUAUUGCAAACUAUAGAGAUUGGAUAAAAUUACACAGUGGCAUUUAA
Messenger RNA from Oppia nitens, 822 nucleotides. Its product is annotated as trypsin-like. Lineage: Eukaryota; Metazoa; Arthropoda; Arachnida; Sarcoptiformes; Oppiidae. The transcript is spliced from 3 exons. Gene Ontology annotation, biological process: proteolysis. Gene Ontology annotation, molecular function: serine-type endopeptidase activity. Bases 1 to 822 code for a protein of 273 amino acids. The record is from RefSeq and is a predicted model, not a curated record.